AUGUCUCAAUCAUCUCACAAAUUAUCAGUGCUUCCACAUCUAAUAAAAUGGAUACCAAAGAACCCAACAGCCGUCAAGAAGGUAAUUUCCUUUGAUCUCGAUCACACAAUUAUAAAGCCUGUUCAAGGAAGGUUUAGCAGAACGUCUGAUGACUGGCUAUUCAUGAAAUAUGGAGAAAUAGAUACCUUAGAAAAACUGUCCAAUUAUUUGAACGCUUCCCCCGACUUGCAUUUCGUACUUUUCUCUAACCAAGGUGGAGUUGUUAGCGAACCAAAGACUACAAAGAGUUGCAUAAAACAUGUAGAUAAAAUUAAUAAGAUACUGAAACACAUAUCGGAUAUUGAUUCUAAUCUUUGUGACCGAAUUUGGAUAUAUUGUGCUACUAAGAAGCCAGCAUCAUUGUUUGGUAAGACAAAGUCAACAAAAUCAUCGAAUAAAGUAAACAAGAUAACGAAGAACAAUACCGAUACAGCGACAAAACAGAAAAUAAUUGACGGGAGAAUCAUAACCCCCGAAUUGUUUGAUAUUAUGAGGAAACCAAAUCGUGGAAUGUUCGACGAGUUCAUUAAAGAUGCUGGAGAUGGCGCUGAUUCCAUCAGCGUGUCAUUUUAUUGCGGUGACGCAGCUGGUAGGCCCAACGACUUUAGUGACAGUGAUAAGGCAUUUGCAGACACCAUUGGUGUACCUUUCAAGUUACCAGAGGAAUUCUUUAGGUAG
This is a messenger RNA of Kluyveromyces marxianus DMKU3-1042, 717 nucleotides long. RefSeq names its product polynucleotide 3'-phosphatase (gene TPP1). The record is from RefSeq and is a predicted model, not a curated record. The coding region runs from base 1 to 717 and encodes 238 amino acids. The transcript has a single exon. Lineage: Eukaryota; Fungi; Ascomycota; Saccharomycetes; Saccharomycetales; Saccharomycetaceae. Gene Ontology annotation, biological process: DNA repair. Gene Ontology annotation, molecular function: ATP-dependent polydeoxyribonucleotide 5'-hydroxyl-kinase activity; double-stranded DNA binding; polynucleotide 3'-phosphatase activity.